AUGUCGUCUAUGCGCAACGCCGUGCAACGGCGACAGCACCGUGAACGAGGGCAGCUCGACAAUCGAGCGAAAUGGGGAAUUCUCGAAAAACACAAGGAUUACUCCCUACGAGCCAAAGACUAUAACCUCAAAAAACAAAAACUCGGACGCUUGCGUGAGAAAGCGCAAGACCGCAACCCCGAUGAAUUCGCCUAUGGCAUGCUCUCAGACCAAAAUGCGCGGCAGGGUAGACAUGGUGCGCGCGACACGGAAGCGUCGUCGCUGAGCCAUGAUACAGUCAAGUUGCUCAAGACGCAGGACGCUGGAUAUUUGAGGACGGUGGGGGAGAGGGUGCGACGAGAAGUAGAAAGAUUGGAGAAGGAGGUGCAGUUGCAAGACGGAAUGGCACAGGUAUUGGGAGAUGACAAGACGACUCGGCGUGGGCAAGAGGAUGAAGAUGACGAGGAUUUGGAUGAUCUGCUCGCUAGCGCCGCGAAGAGACGAAAGAUUAUUUUUGCAGAGAGUCAAGAAGAUCAAAAGAAACUUGGGGGCUUACUUGACGACAGCGAAGACGAAGAGAUGAGCGAUGAUGAUGAAGAGGAUGACUCGUUCGGAAAACGACAGCAGCAACAAGAAAAUAAAACAAAGCAGCCAUCGAAAAAACAGCUCGAGGCUGAACGGCUCGCUCUGUCGCAAAAACGGGCUGCAAGAAAGCUCAAGCGACGCGCUGCAGAGGGUCGAGUCAGGAGACUCGCAGCAUUGAAGAAGCAACACGCUGAGAUUUCAACGGCCGAAAGACAGCUAGAGCUGCAGCGUGCUCGUAUGACCAACUCCAUUGGAGGUGUCAACAAAAACGGCGUCAAGUGGAAAGUAAAAGAGCGAAAGAGGUGA
This is a messenger RNA of Talaromyces rugulosus, 870 nucleotides long. RefSeq lists its product as uncharacterized. The record is from RefSeq and is a predicted model, not a curated record. NCBI's taxonomy places the organism in Eukaryota, Fungi, Ascomycota, Eurotiomycetes, Eurotiales, Trichocomaceae. Gene Ontology annotation, cellular component: small-subunit processome; nucleolus. Gene Ontology annotation, biological process: rRNA processing. Bases 1 to 870 code for a protein of 289 amino acids. The transcript is spliced from 2 exons.